AUGGCCGCGUAUGGCGUGCGGAAUGGAUAUGCGCGUCGCCAUGGCGCGCACGACUCUGCCUUGGACGUGCCGUCCAAGGACGAAGUGGCUCGUUUGAGGAUGCGUGAGCUCGAGGAAGAAAACAGCCUGUUGCUGGAGAAGGCAACUUCUUCGACUGAGCGUUUCAUUGAUUAUGAGAAUCACAUACGCGUCCUUCAGGAGCAAGUCAAGUCGCAAGAGCAGCGCCUCAAUGCAAAUCGCACCCCCGAACCGCUACCAGAGCAGGCAUCCUUAUCGCGGUUAGGCACUUUUAUGCGCAAAGGAUCACUUGCCCCUCCGAGUGGAAAUAUGGCCUCUCCAUCAGCUCGCGAGCAGGAGCUGGAAUUAGCUCUGAUCAAGGAACAGAAGGCGCGCGCUGAGGCGGAAGCGAGGGCACAGCAGGUAAAUGUAGAAGUUGAGGAGCUUAGCGCAACUCUCUUUCAAGAGGCGAACGACAUGGUUGCGAAUGAGCGGAGAGAAAACGCAGCACUGAGGGCCCAGAUUAAAGAAUUGCAGGGCGCUGGCGGACCGGUGGCCGAAGUGCUCAGCAAUGAAAACGAGAGGCUGAAGCAGAAGUUGCAGAUCUUGGAGCAGCGAGAUGCUGAAAGAAACAAGCGCCUCGAGAGAUUGGAGGCUGCUCAGAGACGAAUCGACCGGGUCCGCACGAUGCUACUACCACGCUGA
Ramularia collo-cygni is the source of this 702-nucleotide messenger RNA. RefSeq lists its product as uncharacterized. Gene Ontology annotation, molecular function: guanyl-nucleotide exchange factor activity. Gene Ontology annotation, cellular component: Golgi to plasma membrane transport vesicle; cell tip. Lineage: Eukaryota; Fungi; Ascomycota; Dothideomycetes; Mycosphaerellales; Mycosphaerellaceae. The record is from RefSeq and is a predicted model, not a curated record. The transcript has 2 exons. Gene Ontology annotation, biological process: exocytosis. The coding region runs from base 1 to 702 and encodes 233 amino acids.